UUUUCAUGGCCGCCGUCGGAAGGGAGUGAAUCACACAACGGAACAGAAGUUUAUUCAGCAGUCCCAGGCGUCGCGAUCGCCACGGUUCCCGGCCUCACCCACCCAGAUUGACUCAGAGGAACCCCUCGGUAGCUAUGCUGGCAGCCGGGACUGAAGCGUAGAGGGGUUCCCGUGGAAUUCGGUAGGGAAUAUCCGUGUGCCUAGCCUUCCGUGGGGGGUGUCGUUCCCCUUUCCUGCCGCAAGCAACAUGUCAGAAGUCAAGAAGUUCUUGAAUCGUACGGCCCGGAGGAAAAAGACCUCAUUGCGAGGAGGAGCAGUGCUGUCUGCCUUGGAAUAUGGAGAGAUGUCUCCGUUGCCAACGCCAUCUCUGAAUGGCAGGCCAAAUUUAGAUCUCCCAGAUGGCACCACUGCUGACUCCUUAGGUCUCGAAAUUCGUCCGAUGAGCGUGAACCUUCCCAGAAAGCACCACACCACGCUGUCCGGCAGUAUGAACAUCUCGCGCCGGAUGUCCGGCGUGGCACUCUCCGCGAGCAGCGGAAACCUGGGGAUCAUGCGAGCGGCGAAGAGUGGGUCCAUGACCAGUAUGAACUCGGAGCUGUUAGACUCACACAUCGUGGACCAGGAGGACAUUAUAUCCCUCACACACGAUGUCAGAAGCUUUUCAGACGCCCUCGCCAGGCUCAAGAAUAUCUUCCUAGACAUAGAAAAGUGUGACACACGGAGAGUUGCGGCGCACGAGAGACUCGGGGAGGUCCUGUGCAUCUUGAAGAGCGUUCUGGGAAAAUAUCCGCCUCUGCACUCCACCGAGAUCCUCACCGCGGCAGGGACCCUCAUCAGCAAGAUUAAAGGCUAUAACUAUGAGGAGGAGCGAGAAGUGCCUUCUGACUUCUACGACGCCAUCGAUCAGCUGGCCUUGGCCUUCAGCAGCAGUGUGUCGGAGUACCUGAUGGGGGAUGUGGAGCAGACCACCACACCCACAGCCCCCCAGUCCAGCAAAACAAGGUCGCAUGAAAACCUGUCAUCAGCAGGUGCAGUUCAGGAGAACUCCCACGGCAGGCACCCCAGUCAGGAACACACACCUGAAACAGGUGCGUUACCAGCUGAGGAGAUAGACAACACCCUCCUGAGGCUGGAGUCAGGGGUGGACCUCGCCCUUCAGCGCUGCAAAGCCUGGUCCAAAUAUGCCAAGGACAUCAUCACUUAUGUGGAGAAAAAAGCCAGCCUAGAAAUGGAAUAUGCAAAAAGCAUAGCCAAGCUAGCACAGAACACAAGAGCAGUUAUUACUGAAGAUAGUUUUCUACCGUUCCAGUCAAUAUAUUGUACAGCAUUAGAUCAGGACAUAGAACAUUAUAACACAUGCCAGGCCACAUGUACCUUACUACAGGGUCACAAGUUUGUGGAGCCCCUUACCAUGAGGAGAAACGACCACGAGAGAAGAAGAAAAGAGUUGAAGGACUUGUGGCAACACGAAAGAAAGAGAUUGCAUGACUCCCUGUCUAACCUGAGAAAGGCUCGUCAGCAGUACGUGAUGAGACAGCAGGAGUAUGAGAAGGCCAAGGAGUCAGCAGCGAAGGCAGAGACAGAGACCAUGAACAGUAGCAUCAGCACCCCCAGUCUGGGCACCAAGAGCACAGGAGGAGGCACCAAACUGGACAAGAAGAGGAAGAUAGAAGAAGACUGUCUACAUAAGGCAGAGGAGGCAGAGACUACAUACAAGGCCUGCGUGGUGGAGGCCAACAACAGACAGCAGGCCUUGGAGCAGAUGAAAGCACAGGUCCUGUCAGGACUGAGAGAACUCAUCUACCAGUGCGACCAAACCAUGAAAGCUGUGACAGUAGGAUACUUCCAGAUGCAGCACACUAUGGCUGCACCUAGCCCUGUACAGUUCCAGACCCUGUGUGAGAGCUCCAAGCUGUAUGAACCAGGCACACAGUUUGGGGAGUUUGUCAAGGGCCUCCCUCCCUCCUCCUCCAACUUUAACAACAAUGUAGUCUACGAGUUUGAGCCAUACACUGGCUAUCAGAUGCAGCGGCCCAGAAGAGCGAGUAGUGUGUCUGCUGGCAGCGCUGAGUUCAGUUCCUCCAUGGAUGACAGUCCGAUAGACAAACAUGGUACAUCCCACCCCAUCAAGGCCUGGGCACACUCACCACAGGCUAUCCCCGGUAGUGACACAGACAGUGCCAGUGGCAGUAGUACCAGGUCUUUGGAUCCCUCACCGUCAGCGAGUCCCGGGGACCCGCCCAGGAAACUUCCCCGUGCUCCGUCUACAGGCACCAUGUCGUCCGGAGACGAACUCAUAGAUGAGCAGGAAAGCCCAGGGAUUGACCCCAGGUUCAUCAGUGGUAUGACCCCCGAUGCCUCCCCUGGACCCUUCCGUAACCUGGUCCUGUCCAAGGCUGCCCACACACACCAGUUCAGGAAGCUGCGUACACCCUCCAAGUGUCGGGAGUGUGACAGUUACGUCUACUUCAACGGGGCAGAGUGUGAAGAGUGCAUGCUGGCAUGCCAUAAGAAGUGUCUGGAGACCCUGGCUAUCCAGUGUGGGCACAGGAAGCUGCAGGGGAAGCUGAGCCUGUUUGGUGUAGACUUCCACCUGCACUGUAACACCAUCACACAGGUGCCCUUUGUUAUACAGAAGUGUAUCGAGGAGAUAGACAGCAGGGCCCUCAUGGUCAAGGGUAUCUACAGAGUAAAUGGAGUAAAGUCUCGUGUUGAGAGACUGUGUCAGAGUUUUGAGAACGCGGCUAACCUGGUGGACCUGUCCAACUGUCCCCCCCAUGACAUCGCCAACGUGCUGAAACUGUACAUCAGACAACUCCCCGAACCACUGCUCACCUUCAGACUCUAUCCUGAGUUUGUCAAGGCAGCCAAGGAGUACUUUCUCAGUACCAAGUCCAGUAGGGUACUGUUGACUGGAUCCACACCCAACCUUACGGAACUGGACAGGAACAAGGACAGUCAGAGUAGUUUGAGUACCCUGGUGGCCAGUGGGAAGGGUACAGGGAACAGUCUGACCAGUGCCCACAAUACCGCUGUAGCCACCAUGAGAGAACUGGUCCGGAAACUCCCCAAACCUAACUUCAACACAACAGCACUACUCAUGCACCAUCUCAAGAGGGUUGCCGAAAAUGAGGAUUUGAACAAGAUGACUGCCAGCAACUUGGGCAUCGUCUUUGGACCAACUCUUCUCAGACCAAGUGAGACCCAUGUGACACUGUCCUCGCUGGUAGACAUGCCUCACCAGACACGUGCAAUAGAGCAACUCAUCACAAAUGCAGAGGAGAUCUUCGGAGACCUGACAGACCUGGGGCUGGCUCCUCCCAAGGAGAUUCCUGCUACACCAGUCGAGGUCAUCCCAUCGGGGGAGGGGGGUGCCGGCAGGAAGGACUCCAACCCAGAGGACGAGCCCCAGGGUGAGGGGGACUCUGGGGAGACCCAGAAACAAGUCCCGGAGCAGGGGACCAAACCAAGAGUCUCCAGUGAGAAUGGAGGAGAGGACUUGCUGAGUCAGCUACACAACCAGGACAGAGUGGAGUCCCCCUCAGAACAGAUCCCACAGACGAGUGUGUCAAGCAAUCAGAGAGUCUUGAGAAAGAAAAGGGGAGUUCUUCUACCUGGCAGUAUGAAGCUUGAUGAAGAAGGCAGGAGGGAAAGUUUAGAGGACAAUUUCUCUGGCUUGGUGGAGCUUUCCAUGGGCAAAGACAAGGCCGACUCUCCCAACAGCCUGGAUGCCAAUGACCUAGAUGACCUUGACCUUGACCUGCCGGACAGCUCCAGCAGUCCUGUCCCCCCUCCCCGGCGGAAGUCCAACCUCUCCGCCGAGUCCAUCCCGGUGACUCUGUCUCCCUCCGCUAAAAAGUACGAGGUGAAGAUGAAAACCGACCAGGACUCGCAGACCGAUUUCUCCGCCGACUCCAACGAUUUCCUAACGGAGGAGCAGAAGCGCUGCUCGAUGUACAUGGCCGUGGAUAACACGGGCGGCGUGACGAGCGUCCCCAAGUCGCUGGCCCGGAGCAGCAGCGCGGGAGACUUCAAACUGACGGCGAACCUCCCGCUGAAGUCGCCCCUCCUCAGCUCCUCCGCCCUCCCCAGUAGACCCACCGUGAGCACAGGUCUCCCCAAACCCAACGCUUCAACACCUGCCGGGAAAACGGGCACGAGUUCGUCCUGGUCCGCAGGAACACCGACCGCCAAAGGACCGCAGCAGAAAUUCUCCGGUUACACGCCGACGUCGUACUCUCUACUCCACUCCGCCAGGUACAACAUACCCGAGCUGAAGAGCACCUCACCGAGUUUGUCGCGAGUUAAAAACGUCGGGCCAGUGGGCGCCAUUUCACCGGACAGUAACGGUAGUAACAGUCCAGAUGGAUCCAGUAAUGGCCCGAGAGAGCCGCGAUUUGUGUAGGAAUUUUUAUGCAAAUAGAGGAGAAGCUUUGAGCGAGCAAUAUGACACGUGUUGAUUGUUUAGGGGACCUGUAGAAAAUGGAAAAGCUAUUAUUGUGAAAGCGACUAUUUUGGGAGAACUGUACAUUGUCAUUCCACAAAUUACAAUGUCCAUGGAUAUUUCUUGUGCCUUAGACAACAAGGACUUUCAGACAAAUUUGUACUCUAGUGUUGGUAACGUAUUGUUAUGUCGAGUUACAGUAGAGGUUUCAUAUUCAUAAUGCAGAAAAGACAACAUUUCAACAAUAAUUGGAUGCUAAGACAAGACAGAUAACACUAUUUUUGUCUAAACUUUUCUACUUUUUAUGUUACAUGUACUUGCUAUAAAAAUAUCCUUUGAUAUUGAUACACCUUUGUAUUUGUAAGGAAAAAAGAUUUGGAGACCAAGUACAUUCUGCAUUUUUCAUAAAAUGCAUUGUACAACAAUGCAUCCUUUGUGGCCUAAGUAUACAGCACAAACCUAUCAUUUUAUACUGGCCUAUGUACAAAGUAAGUUUUUACCACUUUAAGUACCAUUUUGUAUAUAGAUUUAUAUAUGCACUGUAUGGAACUGUAUCAUAAAAAUUUUAAUUCUUGCAAUACCAUGUCCAGCAUAAACUCUAGAGGUUAGUUGUGGACCUGUAUGCAUUGUUUGGAAAGCUAAGGUAGCCCGUUGAGAGUGUUUUGUCCAAACUUAUAUUUUGUAAAAUUAUGACAUAGGAAAUGUUUUGAAGCAUAACUGUAGUACUGCCAAGUUCUGAAAAGCCCACCAGUGUUUGAAGGCAAUACUAGUAUUUCCCGUGCUUGUGCAAAACCACCAAGUUACUUCUCAAUCUUGAUAUGCACCUAACAUUACCACUACCUCAGUGUCUACUGUACUGAAACAUGGAGUUGCCAAGAAAAAGCUGACAACAUGUUAGGUCCCGUGUAUCCAUGCUCUAGUAUAUUUCAGUGGCCGCUAGUUUUCUUUUUUGUUGGAAAAUAAGACUAUCUGACUGGCAGAGAGAAUUCUAGACACUUUCGGGGAGAAACAUUGUUGCGGAUAGGAUGUAACUGCCUUCCACAUCUUUAUUCCAUGACAUUCGCUAUACUGUCAGUGUGUAAACCAAGUAAUCAUGGAAAGCUUAUGCUGUAUGUUGUAGAGAGAGAUACACUGUGUUUGAAACGGAAUCGCAAAAUGCUGUGUGUCCAAAGAAAGAGCUGUGAGAUUGACAUUACCUUUCAUGACCACAUUAGGUAGCAUUUAUUUACCGUUAGAUGUUUGGGUAGGAUGACAGAAAUGUUUGAAGCUGCCAUUCCAAAUGCGCAUUGUGUAAGCAAGCAUACAGGCAAUGGUUUAAGUCAGGUCAAUACAGAGAGAGAGAUGUUGUUAAGGUUUUGUUGGUUGUGAAUUUUAACAAAUACAAUGUGAUCAUUCCUGUAAGAGCUGGUAUUGUAUUGUAGGCUUCAGUAGCUUUGAUGAAAUGUUCUCUGGAAAUAGAAUGUUGGCAUAGAAACAAAAUGUCAAGAGAAAGGGUGGUAAUUAAGAGAAUUUCGUCAAGUUUUGUUUCAAGGGUAGGAAGAGACGGAGAUGGUGACUUGAUUUUAUUGGGGUCAUGUUUAUUAUUACAACUCGUAUAACUUUCAAUGAAAGUGAGGACGACUUUUGUAGAUACAUUUUUUAUUCACUCAUUUUUGUCUACCACUUUUUGUAAAGAAAACACUAAUUUAUCCUGUACAAAAAUAAAUCCAUUU
Branchiostoma belcheri (Belcher's lancelet) is the source of this 6156-nucleotide messenger RNA. RefSeq names its product minor histocompatibility protein HA-1-like. Bases 248 to 4405 code for a protein of 1385 amino acids. The record is from RefSeq and is a predicted model, not a curated record. The transcript is spliced from 29 exons. NCBI's taxonomy places the organism in Eukaryota, Metazoa, Chordata, Leptocardii, Amphioxiformes, Branchiostomatidae. Gene Ontology annotation, molecular function: GTPase activator activity. Gene Ontology annotation, biological process: signal transduction; activation of GTPase activity.